This is a messenger RNA of Nipponia nippon (crested ibis), 3840 nucleotides long. The record is from RefSeq and is a predicted model, not a curated record. NCBI's taxonomy places the organism in Eukaryota, Metazoa, Chordata, Aves, Pelecaniformes, Threskiornithidae.
AUGGGGGGCCGGCGGCCGCCUGCCCCCGGCCCCCCUGCGCGGGCACGGCCCCUCUCUCCUUCUCACCUCCUUCCCUCCCCAGCGAGGCUGAACAACUGGCCCCCGCUGCCGUCCUUCUGCCCGGUGAAGCCUUGCUUCUACCAGGACAUCCCCGUGGAGAUCCCUGCCGACUUCCAGAAGACCGUGACUACCAUGUAUUACCUCUGGAUGGCCAGCACCAUUGCUCUCUUCCUGAACUUCUUGUCCUCGCUGGCCUGGUUCUGUGUGGAGCCCUCGUCCGGUUCUGGGUUCGGCCUCUCCAUUCUCUGGGCUCUCCUCUACACGCCCUGCUCCUUUGUCUGCUGGUAUAGGCCGAUGUACAAAGCUUUCAGGAGCGACAGUUCGUUCAACUUCUUUGUCUUCUUCUUCGUCUUCUUUGCCCAGAACGUGAUGUACGUGCUGCAGGCGAUUGGCAUCCCAAACUGGGGGUUCAGCGGCUGGAUAUUGAGCCUGAUAGCGCUGCGGACGAACACGGCCGUGGCUGUGAUGAUGAUCCUGGUGUCCUUGUUCUUCACAGCAGUGGCUGUGCUGGGCAUCAUUAUGCUGAAAAAGCUGGCGCUGUCUGGGCUCGUCGGCAUCGUCUCCUGGAAGCGGCCGCUCACGCUGGUGGUCACCUUCUUCACGUUGCUGUCGGUGCUGGGCGUCAUGCUGAGCCUCGCCGGGUCCAUCCUGUCCUGCCAGAACGCGCAGCUGGUGAAGUCCCUGGAGGCCUGCGAGAGGGAGAGGGACUCGUGUGUCUGCUGCCAGGCCCGCUCGGAGCCUCUGCCCGCCUCCUGCAGCCAGCAGAGCGAGAUGCUGACCAUGUUCCCCAACCCCGACUGCCGGAGCAUCCGCGUGGCACUCAAGGAUCUCCUCUUCAGCGUCUGCGGCUUGACCGUCUUCUCCACCAUCAUCUGCACGCUCUCUGCUGUUGUGUGCUGCAUCCAGAUCUUCUCCCUUGACAUUGUCCAUGUGCUGGUCCCCCAGCGCUCGAGCUCCGUGACGCUGGAAUGCACGUCCCCGCCCGACACCUUUCUGCAGAGUAUGAUGGACUUCGAGGAGUUCGUGCCCCCGGUGCCGCCACCCCCCUACUACCCGCCCGAGUACACCUGCAGCUCCGAGACCGACGCGCAGAGUAUCACCUACAACGGCUCCAUGGACAGCCCCGUGCCCCUCUACCCGACCGACUUCCCCCCCUCCUACGAGACCGUGAUGGGGCUGCGGGGCGACAGCCAGGCCACCCUGUUUGACUCGCAGCUGACGGACGGCUCGCACGCCUGCACCUGCGACCGCGUCCCCUCCAUCGUGCUCAGCGGAGAAGUGUCCAUGGACAGCGGGUCCCUGAUCAUGUCCGAGAUCAUGGACAUCCCCGGGGACAGCAGCCCCUCAGAGGACUCGUGCCUGCUGGAGCUGCAGGGCUCCAUGCGCUCCGUGGACUACGUCCUCUUCCGCUCCAUCCAGCGCAGCCGCGCGGACUACUGCCUGAGCGUGGACUGCGUGCAGUGCAGCCACCACGCGCGCAGCCCCACGCUGGGCUUGCAGGGGCCCUUCGAGGAGACGCCCCAGCCCCGGGUGCGGGGGGAGCGCUCCUACUCCUGCUCCACGGCGGAGCCCAGCCACGACGGCAUCUUGGUGGGGGGAGCCGUCACCCACAGCUGCAAUCGCCUGGAGGGGCUGGCCCGCUGCGUCGGCCCCUGCUUCCCCGAGGUGCGGCUCAAGGAGAAGAGCUCGCUGCAGGGGCGCGGGGGCGGCUGCCCCACGGGGCCCGGCGCCGGCCGCCUCUGCCACCCACGGCGCAACAGCGAGACCUCCUGCCCCUCGUCCCCAGCCCCGGGGCUGAGCCAGCGCCUGCUCGUGAGGUCGCACAGUGACCCCGGCGUCCUGACGGCCGGUGAUGCUGCAGAUUUCAGGGAAGUACUUUAUACCAAAGCACUGGAGGACGCCAUGUCCAACUCCUCUGCGGAUACAGGGCUGUGCUCCGAGGCCUGCCUGCUCCGCCGUUCGCACUGUGACUCCCCCCCGCUGCUCCGGGCCGGCUCGGCGGGGAAGAGCAAGCUGCUGCCCUCCAAGAAGGUGACGCAGCAGCUAUCGAAGACGACGACCCGCUCCCUGGGGGACCUCAAGGUCUGCCGGGGCACCCGCGGGCUGGUGGCCAGGUUCCUGCAGAGACCCAAGCGCAGCCCGGCAGCCGGCGUGGAGGUGCCCGGGCACAGCUCGCAGGGGCACAAGCAGCCCGUCUUGGCGCGGCAGCCCCUUCCCUUGGGCCCCCGCCGUAGCUGCGAGUGGGAAAAUGGCGUGUGUCGCAACGGCUUUGGCUUUGCCCCUGAGUCACUGCGGCCUGGAGGCAGUUCCUGGGAUGUCCCGGCCUCGGCUUACGGGACGCUGGAGGCCUUGCGCAGCCCAGGAGGCCCUGACGGGAACGAGCCCAUCCUUAAUGACAGCGAGAGCGGCAGGGCCGGAAGGCGGCGGGAGCGCAGGGGGGGGAGCUUCCAGCGCAGCCUGCGUGCCCCAGAUCUUGUCCUGACCGUGGACGUGACGCAGCGGUACCAGAAGGUGAAGGGUUUUGGUGGGGCCAUGACCGACGCGGCUGCCAUCAACAUCCUUUCCCUGCCGGAAACGGCCCGGGAUCACCUGCUGCGCUCCUACUUCUCUGAGGAAGGGCUGGAGUACAACCUUGUCCGGCUCCCUAUGGCCAGCUGCGACUUCUCCCUCUACGCCUACACCUACGACGACGUUCCCUUCGACUACGAGCUCACCCACUUCAGCCUGUCGGACGAGGACACGAAGCUGAAGAUCCCCCUCCUGCACCAAGCCUUGGCCAUGACCAAGCGGCCGCUGUCGCUGUACGCCAGCCCCUGGACCUCCCCAGCCUGGAUGAAGACCAGCGAGUCCUUCGUGGGGAAGGGCACGCUGAAGGGGCAGGCGGGGGACAAGUACCACAAGACCUGGGCCAACUACUUUGUACGGUUCCUGGACGAAUACGCCAAGCACAACCUGACCUUUUGGGCGGUGACGGCGGAGAACGAGCCCAUGGCCGGGCUGAUCAACAACUACCCCUUCCAGUGCCUGGGCUUCACGGCCGAGCAGCAGCGGGACUUCAUCGCACGGGACCUGGGCCCCGCGCUGGCCAACAGCUCCCACCGCCAUGUCCAGCUCAUCAUCCUGGAUGACAACCGGCUCCACCUCCCGCACUGGGCUAAAGUGGUCCUGGAGGAUGAAGAAGCAGCUCGCUAUGUCCAUGGCAUCGGCAUCCACUGGUACCUGGACUUCAUCGGUCCCAUACAGGACACGGUGGUGCCCACUCAUGAGCUUUUCCCCGACUACUUCAUCCUGGGCACAGAGGCGUGCACCGGCUCUGGUUUCUGGGAGAGGGACGUGAUCCUGGGCUGCUGGGAGCGGGGGAACCAGUACAGCCACAGCAUCUUGACGAACCUGAACCACUUUGUGGCCGGCUGGACCGACUGGAACCUGGCCCUGAACCUGGAGGGGGGCCCCAACUGGGUCAAGAACUACGUGGACAGCCCCGUCAUCGUGGACACCAGCGAAGGCAUCUUCUACAAGCAGCCCAUGUUCUACCACCUGGGGCACUUCAGUAAGUUCAUCCCUGAGGGCUCCCAGCGCGUGGGGCUUGUCGCCUCCAAAGAGUCCAAGAAGAUGGACCUGGAGUACACGGCUUUCCUGCGCCCCGACGGCGCCGUGGUGGUGGUGGUUCUGAACCGGUCCCUGCAGAACAUCACCUUCGGGCUGGCUGAUACCGUCGGCCUCAUCGCAGCUGUGGCUCCAGCCAGCCCCAUCCAGACCUACCUCUGGCAGCGGCAGUGA